AUGGAAUUGGAAAAGAACAGUGAAGUUAAAAGCAGAAGGAGACGCUUCAGGCAGAAUUCCCAUCCUUUUUCACAUUCUGAGGAAGCUGAGCAGGUGCCUGUUGGAGACGCUGCAGCAGGAGCAGACUCCUCUGGUUUUGGCCAGGAACCUUCUGCAAAUGUUUCAAAGUUAAAGUCGGAGGAAAGCUUACCCUAUUUAAGUUCAUCUUUAGAUGCAGAUAUUGAAAUGUAUCACAAAAAGAGAAUGAGAAUUUUCUGUGCACAGGUAGAUGAAAGCAAGGAAGAGGAUGACGUGUCAGGAAGGACAUGUGACAACAUGCACUUCAAUUGUGGGAUGUGUGAUGACUGCAGACAAAGCCAUUUAGGUGAAUAUUCACAGAUGGAGUAUUUCAGUGCUGGUGAGCAAGAUUUUGAUGACAGGAAUAGCUCACGUGAGUUUUCUGAGCAAAAGGAAACUAUAGGAAUUGAAACCUUAAAGCUGAUAGAUCUGGUUCAUGAAGUUCUGGGGAGGGAAGUCACACAGAAACAAAAUCUCUUGGACGUGUCAGAAGAUUGUCCUUCUGCCGCUGAGCAUGGUGUAGAUGACCAGACCUGCCACGAAUCAGCUAUGCCAGAACUUCCCCACCUGCUUCAAGUGUCUCUGUCAGAUUGCAGUGGCAUGACUUGUCAUCAUCAGGAAGAGCAAACAGAAUAUCAUAGUGUUUGUGGAAGCACACUUGAAAGUCAUUCUUGUGGGAGUAAAGAAAGGAUCUGUCCAAACCUACUUAUAUGUGAUGGUUUAGAAAAUGGAGAGGUGAAGUAUGUACCACUGAUCGACAGCAUACUGCCACCCCAAAUGGCUGCAAGUGAAGAAGUGUCUGUAAGGAGCAACAGACAUUCACAGCAUCUCAGUGGCUCUAGACAGUUCUUUACUGUCACCAAGGGAGAGGACCCUUGCAGAGCCACGCAGUCUUGCAGAGGUGGAGGGGUCUUUGAUUUCUGCAGUCAUGAAGAAUCUGGUAUGUGUGCACAGGAUACCAGCUGCUCUGACUGCACUUCAAAGGAUGCUGAUACCCAGUUUCCACCCUUGGAAAUUGUCAAGAGCAAAAUUCCCUUUUUUGGGGUAGAAGUUGCAGAUAAAUCCUCCUGUGGAAGUACCAGUGGUCUGAACUCUGAGCAUCAUGAGACCUUGAACAACGUCGCCAGCAAAUCUAUGAUUAACCAGGCUGUGGAUGCAAGUUCUGAUUUCCGAGCUUGCUUUACAACAAGCAGAAGCACCAGCACUCUGAUUGGGCUCUCAUCCAGGGCUGUUAACACAGAGAUAACAACGACAAACAAAUCGCGCCUGGCGGGAUGGUGCCGGGAAACCUGUGUGGACGUUGCUUGUAGUACAGACUGGUCGUGUGGAGCCAGUAGUGCAGAGGAAAUUCAGUCACAGCUUACUGACACACUGCAAAAACACUCAAGGAGCAAUACUGCAAUAGCUGAAAGAGAUUCACAAAUACAGGAGCAGUGGGAAUCAAAAAAUGAGCUGUGUAGCAGUGAUUUGAAGAUAAGCACUGGCAGGCUGGUACACCUUGGCAAACAAGCUGUGAAGAAUUCUGCAUCGAGCUGCUGUCAAAAAGUACUGCAAAGAGCUAUUGAAGCAGAAUUGCAGAUUGUGAACACUCAUUAUCAGAUGUGCUAUCAGCAUUGCUUGAAGAUUUACAAGCUGGCUUUGGAGGAAAACUCGUGUUUUAGCAGAUGUAACGUGAAAACUGAAUUAGAUUCAUCUCUCAUGUUGGUUUUAGAAAAGCUGAAAAAGGAUUAUAACAGUAUGAAAAUGAAAAUUAAAAUGGGCAUACCUUUAAAUGUACUUCCACCGCUAUCAACUGAGAUUAAGUUUUUCUCAGUCUCCUCUUCUUAUGUCCCCUGCAAGUUGUUCAGAGAGGAUCUUUGCUACAAUUCAGUUUCAGGCCCAAGAAAAGCUGACUUUGAGGCACCACAACUGCAAGAAAGGAAAAUGUCUGUCAAUAUGGAUAAUCCGCAGCCCAUAUGUUUAACUGACUGUGGUCAGCCAACUGACUCUCCUUCCUCCAAGACAUUUGAAGAGCAACGUGAAGAUCAGAAGGUAGAAUGUGGUUGUGUGAAAAAGGAAGAAGGGAAUGAAUAUUGGUAUGAUGCUAAAGAGGACGUGACAGUAGCAGAUUUUUCAGUAAUAGCAGAAGAAAUAAAGAAGCAACAAGAAAAACGAAACAUGGUUGAUUUAAGAGAAGCGAACGUAAUGGAGAGUGAGUGUUCUUUGGUUCGUGUUGGUGACCUAAGUUCCUCGAUGUCAGAGGGUGAUUUAAGAUCACAUUUCCAGAAGCAUCAGAUUUCCGACACUCUUACCUCUCUGGAUUCUGGUAACUACAGCUGUGCACUUCUGUGCUUUGAAGACACUAAUAAAGCAAAAUUAGCUGUAGAGGAGAUGAACCAGAAAAAAGUGAAAGGAAUACCAGUAAUUGUUGAAGUUGUAAAUAAUUCAUCAGAGAACAAAUCUUUGGUUUCCCAAGUACUUACAAAUAAGCUUGGCCCUGGAAAUGAACCUGUUGAUAAGAGUCAAAGAAAUAAUCAAGAUAAAGUACUUGCUUCAGCCUCCAAUUCUGUGAAAGCACCUGAUGCUUCUAAGAAAACAGAUCUUCUUCCCAUAACUGCUUCCAAAAUUUCUUGCUCUACGCAAGUACCUUCAGAAACAAAGAAGUGUUCUGAUCUGAAAUCAUCUAUUGAAGAUUCGGAGCAUUUUGUGCUUCAGGAUAAUCAAAAGAGUACUGGAGAAAACUUCGUGCAGAAAACAUCUGUUCCUUUCUCCACUAAUUCAUUUGAUGCCUUUGUAUCUUCUAAUACAUUGAACUUGAGCAGCUUUGCCAAAUUAAUGAAGAAACUUCAAGAAAUUCAUCCAGAGGCUAGCAGAGACAAAAUUGUGGAUGCUGUACUGCAAGUGAGGAAAAACAACAAAGGUAUCCUAAGUGGCUUGUCCAUCAGUACUAUUGUGGAGAAGACCUCCAACAUUCUAAGGAAGUCAGCACCAAGUUGUGUGCCCCUGCCGCCCGCGCAGCGCUGCGGGGCCACCGCGGGACCCGGGCACGGCUGCCGCCCGGACAGCAGCGCGGCGCCCGCCCGGCCUUCGCCCCGGCUCUGUGCGGGCCCCGGCGGCGGGGCGGGGCGGCGGCCUGGGCCCGCCCCACCCGCGGAGCGGAGCCGCCGCGGGGGAGGGUCCCGCUGCCGCCCCUCCGGCGGGCUGCGCGGCGCGGCGGCGAUGGUCCGGCUCCCGCGGCGCUUCCUCUGCUUCGUCCUGGCCCAUCACUUCAUCACGGUGACGGCAUGCCAGGAGGCCGACUACGGCUGGAUGAUCCGGCACUACUGCCUGAAGCAGUUCCAGCUCAGCAUGGAGGGCAUCGGGCAGCGGCUCUGGUGCGACUGGGAUGAGACUGUGGGAACCUACGGGGAGCUGACGAACUGCACGGCGCUGAUUGCCGAGAGGCUCGACUGCUACUGGCCCAACCGGCUGGUGGAUGAGUUCUUCGUGGCCGUCCACAAGCAGUACUUCAGGAACUGCUCACCCUCUGGCCGGGCGCUGCGUGACCCCCCCAACGGUGUCCUCUGCCCCUUCAUCCUGCUGCCCAUCCUCGUCACCCUGCUGAUGACCGCGCUGGUGGUGUGGAGGAGCAAACGCAGCGAGGGCAUCGUCUAAGGCCGCCCGGCCACCAGCGCUGGGAGGGACUGGGGGAACCUCUCCAGAACGUGCCUGAUUUUUUGAGAAGAUGGUGGCAGAGGAGCAUGACAGGGCAGGUGCCCAGCUCCAGAGGCAGAGAUGGAAUGCCAGCGCUCAUCCCUCGCUGGUGCCCUCUGCCCCGCACACGCAUUGUGGCCCGGCACUUUCCAAAUCAAUCCCACCCUUAAGGCUUCGGCCCUGCCACACAGCCUUUCCCGGCUGCCUCCCUCCCGGCAGCCCUCACACAAUCCUAUGCCAGAAGAGGAAAAUUUUAAAGGAAAAAAUAAAGAAAAGAGGCGGUGGGGGUUAAGUGCUGCCAGCCUCAGUGCCGGCAGGUCUGGGCGCAACAAGACCACCACAGCUUCCUCUUUGUGCCCUUGUUUUUCCACACCAGGAAAAGCACCUUCUCCCCCAGCAGAAGGCCGGCGCCUGCAGGGAGUGGGGAGAAACGGGCGAGGGGCGCGGCUGGGAGCUGGUGGCACCUGCAGAGGCCUUGGCAGGGGCCUGGGGCUAACAGGCAAUGGGAAUAAGGUGCUUUUUCUACCUAAAUAAAGACAUCAACAAACCCAGUGCCCAUCUCUGGUGCCAAUCCUCAGGACUGGGAUCCAAGUGGA
Colius striatus (speckled mousebird) is the source of this 4325-nucleotide messenger RNA. Its product is annotated as RNA-binding protein 44. NCBI's taxonomy places the organism in Eukaryota, Metazoa, Chordata, Aves, Coliiformes, Coliidae. The record is from RefSeq and is a predicted model, not a curated record. Gene Ontology annotation, molecular function: RNA binding; coreceptor activity. Gene Ontology annotation, biological process: protein localization to plasma membrane; calcium ion transport; receptor internalization. Gene Ontology annotation, cellular component: signaling receptor complex; membrane; cell surface.